Colletotrichum scovillei is the source of this 986-nucleotide messenger RNA. RefSeq lists its product as uncharacterized. The transcript has 2 exons. NCBI's taxonomy places the organism in Eukaryota, Fungi, Ascomycota, Sordariomycetes, Glomerellales, Glomerellaceae. The record is from RefSeq and is a predicted model, not a curated record. The coding region runs from base 255 to 752 and encodes 165 amino acids.
GUCUUCUCAGUCAACCCCUUGGUCUUUCACAAACGAUUCAUACCUGCAGCAGCAAUAUUGAAAGCGCCACUUUUCUUUACAGGCCUCUAAUUGUUCUUCAUUUCGUCUGUCACUACGAUCAAACAUCGUUCUUGACUCCUCGAACAAACAUACUGAUCAUCCUAUGAACCUCUGAUCAACCACCAAAGAUCUCGCUCACCACUCGAUCGACAUCCCCAAACCUAUUCAACGAGAAACCACUCAACAACGUCACCAUGAAGUACACCAUCGCCUUCGGACUCUUCUCCGGCCUCGCCGCCGCCCAGUCGGUCACCACCUCCGCCGCAUCCUCCAGCUCAACCGGUUUGGCCAGCCUCAUCGCCCAGCUCCCCAGCUGCGCCGUAGGCUGCAUCAGCACCGCCGCCAGCACCAUUGGCUGCUCCGCGACCGACUUCACCUGCUUGUGCGCCAGCCAGGACAAGCUCAUCUCCAGCCUGACGCCCUGCGUGCUCACUGCUGGCUGCUCCACAACAGAGAUCGCCGCGGCUGCAAAAAUCGCACCGUCAAUCUGCUCCGAAGUUCAGAACAACCCGGCCGCAUCCGACCUCGCAUCGGCAUCGAACCUCGUAACCGGCGUCCUCGGUACCGCGGCCGCAACCGCUAGCAGCAGCGCCGCCACAUCUGCCACCGCUACACCCGCCGCCGCUGCACGGCCGACGAACGCUUACUACGGCAUGCUCGGCGCCGUCGCUCUCGCUGCUGCUGCUUUGUAAAUACUACAUGGGCUUUGAAGAUACCAAAACUCUAGGGAUAUGGCGCAUUUGGGAGGGGCCACGGCUUUGAUUUUAUGACAUUUUAGAAUGGGAAAUUGGGCCUCGUGAUGGCAAGCGACACGGUGCAUUAGAUUCAGUUUCUGUCCGGCUCAAUGGGGUGAAUCUGACAAAGGUCAAUGGAACCUUAAAUGACGGUUGGGGCCAAUUGCGCAGUGGCAUUCAUUCUUUUCGCGC